AUACUUACAUAAACACCUCUAUCUCUCACAAAAACAGACUACCCUUCUAACUCAUUCUUUUCUGAUCAGACUCUGUUCUAAAAAAUGGCGAUCGAUCAUGGAUCUUACUUUGUUUCGUGUUUUGCCAUGGUUUUCUUGGUGGGUUUGUCCUGGGCUUCGGAUAUGUCUAUCAUUGACUACAAUGCCAAACACGGCAUGGAGGUCCCUUCUGAAGGAAGAACCGAGAAGGAGAUGAGAGCCAUGUACGAGUCAUGGCUUGUGCAUCAUGGUAAGGCAUACAACGCUCUGGGAGAGAAGGAGAAGCGAUUCGAGAUCUUCAAAGAUAAUUUGAGAUUCGUCGAUGAGCACAACAAGGAGAGCAGGACCUACAAGGUUGGGCUGAACAAGUUCGCUGAUCUCACCAACGACGAGUACAGAGCCACGUAUUUGGGCACCAAGAUGGAUCGGAAGGGAAAGCUAUCUGAGUCGAGAAAGAGUGAUCGGUACGCGUUCCGAGUUGGAGAUUCGUUGCCCGAUUUCGUCGAUUGGAGGGCUAAAGGGGCUGUUGCUCCUGUUAAAGAUCAGGGUCAAUGCGGGAGCUGCUGGGCCUUUUCAACUAUUGCUGCAGUUGAAGGGAUUAACAAGCUUGUAGCUGGUGAGCUAAUCUCUUUGUCUGAGCAAGAGUUGGUGGAUUGUGAUACUUCUUACAACCAGGGCUGCAAUGGUGGCCUCAUGGACUAUGCCUUCGAAUUUAUCAUCAACAAUGGCGGCAUUGACUCCGAAGAGGAUUACCCUUACAAGGCUCGUGAUGGUCAAUGUGAUACAUACAGGAAAAAUGCUCACGUUGUGUCAAUCGAUAGUUAUGAAGACGUGCCUCAAAAUGAUGAGAAAUCAUUGAUGAAGGCUGUUGCAAACCAGCCUGUUGCUGUUGCCAUUGAAGCUGGUGGCAGAGCAUUUCAACUGUACCAAUCGGGUGUUUUCACUGGACUCUGCGGAACACAACUAGACCAUGGUGUGGCUGCAGUUGGAUACGGUACAGAAAACGGAAAAGAUUACUGGAUCGUGAGGAACUCUUGGGGAGACAGCUGGGGAGAGGCUGGAUACAUCAGGUUGGAGCGUAAUAUGGCUUCUGCGUCCCAUGGCAAGUGUGGAAUCGCCAUAGAACCCUCAUACCCCAUCAAGAACGGCCAAAACCCUCCUAAACCCGGCCCCUCACCACCAUCUCCUCCUAUCAAGCCCCCAACUGUUUGUGAUGACUACUACACGUGCCCUGAGGGAAGCACUUGCUGCUGCAUCUACGAGUAUGGCAAAUACUGCUUCGCUUGGGGAUGCUGCCCUCUCGAGGGUGCAACCUGCUGUGAUGAUCACUACAGCUGCUGCCCUCAUGACUACCCUGUCUGUGAUCUUAAUGCCGGAACUUGCCGAGUGAGCAAGAACAACCCAUUUGGAGUCAAGGCAUUGAAGCGAGCUCCUGCAACUCACCACGCUGGAAUGACUAUCAGAGCAUAAGAAGAUUUGAGGUCCAAAUGGGAGGUGCGGGAGAGGAAGAUUUUAAGUAUAAAUUUCUUGCGAGAAAUGAUCGACUUUUUUUACCCCACACCCAAUGAGAGGUUGCUUGCAAAGAAGUGAUUGUUCUCAGCGAAGUAUCACUUGGUGCAAGUCUUUUACUCUCCCUCAUGGCAAGAAUGGUUCAAUUGUCUUUUAUAUUUAAUGGUGAUUGAUGUAGAUAAAUCAAAAGUUAUUUACCAAACAGAAACGAUUGAAGUACUGUUUAAACAUUCAAUGUCACCAUGAACUGUAUAUAAUUGUGCCAUUGCUUAUUCCUCCUUUGAUUAUGGAUGUCGGUUGCAUCUUGUUUAUGAUGGAUGUAAAUUCCAUAUUCAAGACUUCAGUUUAUAACUUGUGUAAAUGGUUAAUUUAUCAAUAAGUUAAAGCUUCAUUUGGGUA
Molecule: messenger RNA, 1926 nt
Organism: Humulus lupulus (European hop)
Lineage: Eukaryota; Viridiplantae; Streptophyta; Magnoliopsida; Rosales; Cannabaceae
Product: cysteine proteinase mucunain-like
Exons: 5
Coding region: 85-1488 (467 amino acids)
Cellular component (GO): lysosome
Molecular function (GO): cysteine-type endopeptidase activity
Source: RefSeq, a predicted model, not a curated record